GGUCAGCGUGCAGCCUUCUUUCUCGGCUCUACUUGCAGAAUUUGUUGCACAAAUAACAUUCUAGUACAUGGUAAUCAAAAAAGAAAAAGUCCACUAAACAGCAAUUUUGGCUUUUUCUUCUGCCUGCUAUUUCUGGUCCAGUAAGUGAAAGAAGAUGGGGUCUGGCUGCCUAAAAGUCACCAAGUACUUCCUCUUCCUCUUCAAUCUCCUGUUCCUUAUCCUGGGUGCUGUGAUCCUGGGUUUUGGAAUAUGGAUUCUGGCUGACAAAACCAGUUUCAUUGCAGUUUUGCAGAUGUCAUCUCCCUCCCUGAAGACUGCUGCAUACGUCCUUGUUGGUGUUGGGGCUCUCACCAUGCUGAUGGGAUUCUUGGGCUGUAUUGGAGCAGUCAAUGAAAUCCGAUGCCUUUUGGGUCUGUACUUCACCUGCCUGAUGGUAAUCCUUAUAACCCAGGUUUCUGCUGGGCUGGUCAUCUACUUCCAGAAAGAAAAGCUGAAAGAAGAGGUGGCCCACAUAAUUGAAAAUCUGAUUGAAAAUUAUGACCCUUUGAAGGAUGAUCAGAGGAACUUACAAGAUGUAUGGGACUAUGUGCAAAGACAGGUUGCUUGCUGUGGCUGGACUGGAGCACAGGACUGGGAAAAUAAUAGGAUUCUUAUCAACCAAAGCAUGACUGAAUACCCCUGCUCCUGCUCCAAUAGCUCCAACAACCUUCAGGUAGAUAGCGGUUUCUGUAAACUGGAUGUCCCUGUCAACAGCACUGCAACGUAUGCUGAUUGGCCUGUUCAUGAGCAGGGAUGCACGGAUGGUGUAGAGAAUUGGUUGAAGGAUAACCUUGGUGUCAUUCUUGGGGUCUGCACUGGUGUUGCUGUUAUAGAGCUGCUGGGGAUGAUACUGUCCAUUUCACUCUGCAAGAACAUACACAGCGAAGACUACACCAAAGUGCCCAAGUCUUGAGUUGGCUGACUCCAGAGCUACGGCACUACAGAGAAAGGAGCAAAUGGAACAUUCCUGCCUCAUACCCAGACUGUCUAACCAUUGACCAUAAUUCCUGUGACAUCCCAUUUCUUAUACCACUCUGCUAAGAACUGUUAGAGCUGCAAAUACAGCCUGAUAUUCUGGCAAUAGGGCACUUGGGCUACCUGCAUCAUGCCUCCGGAUUAUUUCUACUUCAAGAAGCAGAACUUAACCAUCUUGUAUCACAUGAGACACCUAUUAACCUGUGGGGACAAUGCUUUCGCUGCCUGAUCUGUGUUAAACAGUCCUAUUCAUAUCUCCAGUCUACAAUCCACUGGGCCUACUAUACAAUAAGUCCUCUCCCCCCUUGUUCUCCUCCCACACAUCUUUUCCCCUCGCCCCUAGAAGUCCCAUCUUUUUGUCCCAUGAGUCAGGAUUGCUGUUGAGAUUCCAGUGCUUUGGUAGCUUCACAUUUUUCACUGACGUGUGGUAACUUGUUGUGCUUUAUAGACCUUCUCCUUCCUUGCAGUGAACCUGACUCAGCUCCUACUAUGAAUUUUCCAGCCUAGGCUCUCAUCUGAAAUAUCAAGCGCUACCCUCCUAUUAGCUUGUGGAGUCAGUUAUGCCAUGCCUUAAGAAGAGCUCUUCCCUUUGAUAGUGAUGAGAAGCCAAGGGAAGGGGGCCAAGCCUACAUAUUCCUAGUGUGGCCUGGCAGAUUGUGAUGGUGGUCGGCUGCUUCUGGAAUGGGUCCUUUGGGCUCUGGAUUUGACACUUGCAUAUUUCUCCCACUUGCCUCUCCACCCUUUCCUUUUCCCUAGCACUGCUUUGCUGGCUCCAGUCAGCUUGGAGGCAUGUCAGAGACUGCUGCAUGGUGUGAACUCAGUCCCAGGCUGGCUCUGCUGCUCACAUUCUUGGGUUGCCAACUUUUAUAUAGGUUAUGAUUAACUUAAUUCUUCCCCUGUCCCGUUUAUAAACAUUCAAUUUGUUAGCUGUGGGUUUUAAUUAUGAAUAUGGAGGGAUCUGACUGGAUUGCUGAUGUUGUGUAUUAGGUUUAUCACUGCUAGCAGUGUCCAGUUUAGGUUCUGCAGUUUGGAUGCAAGUUUGGUUGCUUUUAUUUCAGUUGUCUGGUCUUCUGACUGUGCUGCAGUUAGGAGCCACAGCUGCAUCCUGAGGGCUGGCUGGAGUGAAAGUACUGCAGCAGAUAAGUAACUGGUUCUGCAAUCACGCAGUAGGAAAUGUAUGUGAAGAACAUUGCCCAGACUUCUUAGAUAUGGGAGCUGGGUGCAAAUCCUUAGUCUUGGGCACAAUGGAUUUCCCGCAGUUACAUGUGCGUUCCAUCUCCCUGACAGGAAGAAGCUGUAUGAGAGAGAAGUGGCUGGUCCUUGCUUGAGACCUGACACAAGGUACUUGGUAAGAGAGCCUUUGCCUUACAGAGGUGGUCUCAGAACUGUCUGUUCUCAGGGGUGGGGUUGGUAGAAAUGACCUAGUAGCAGUUUAAAGGGAUGGCUUCGCUACCUACUUAGUCUUCCUUCUGGGAAGAAAGGUUUGUGCAGGGAAUUAGGACCACAGCAGUGGGUCCCUGCUCUGUCCUUAUCUCUGGACACAGCAGUUAUUGGGGAGAGUUAUUGCCCGACUGGGCAACGGUUGUUUAUGGAGGUCUGAUAAGGCUUUGCUAUUUUGAGACACUUGACACCUCCUGCACAGACCCUUCAAGCUGACUUUUGCUAUAGCAAAAGGCACCGGUUUUAGCAGUAAAGCUUGCUAGCUUUUGUAGCACAAAAUCUAUUCCCUAAUGUGUUCUUGUUUAUAAGAUUCCUGUUCAGUUACAGAUGCCAAUGCUGAGCAGCAAGUAAAAAGGAGCCCAUGCUGGAUUUCCUUUUUGAUUUCUCUUUGACUGUUUUUAGCAACAGCUUCCUACUGGAAGAAAUGCAUGUACAGAUAUAUAAGUCUAGAGAGUGAAUAUUUCUGUAAUAAAGACUUUGCUAAAAAAAUUCUCUGUUUACGACUGGUGCUUUGCAGUGGUUUCCCCUUGCUUCCUUUCCAUCCCCUUCUGCUUACAUGAAAAUCACUGACGCCUUGUUUGUUCAAGGUAGCGAAGAACCUGUCAAAAGCUAUUCUGAGGCUCAUGUGUGAGAGCACUGUGGUCUGUGAAGAUACUGCCUAGCAAAGGGAGGUGACAAUUUUCCUAGGGUGUAUUCUGAAGUAAACUUUGACUGGUUUUUGAAGUGUGUCUGUCCUAGGGUGAGCUGACUGAGUGAUGGUUCCUUUGAAUUACAUACUGCCUCCUAAGCUAAGUGAUCUUUGUAUUUGAAGAUGUCACUUCAAGUCUGUAGAGUCUGCACUGUAUGAAGUGAUAUGCCUCAGGGGACUAACUCUGACAAAACAUAAGCUUGCUGCUAUGCCCACAGUGUGUGCAGCUCUUGCUCGCUUAGCAUUAUCAUUUUUUUCCCUCUUCCUGCUUGCCUUUAGUAGGCUCCUGCCUCCAGGCUACUAUUUUUGAAAGAUUUCUCAACCCCUGCCCUGCCACUGUGAGGAGGAAGAAAGGCAAAGUAGUCAUUUUUGUAGGUUAUGCCACCACACACUGGACUUGACUGUUUGUAAAGCUCUGGAGAAGCAGGUAGAGCAACUGUGUGAACUUUCUUGCCUGCCUCGGCUAGGCAGUGGAGAAGUGGAUAUGAGAUGGAUCUCAAAAUUCAUUGAGGUCCUGUUUGUGGUGAUGUUUCUCAACAUUUUUCAUUUCUUCAUGAUAUGAGCCACUGGCACAGGUUGCCCAGGGAAGUUGUGGAUGCCCCAUCCCUAGAGGUGUUCAAGGCCAGGCUGUAUGGGGCCUUGGGCAGCCUGAGCUAGCGGGACAUGUCCCUCCUUGUCACAGGAGGGUUGCAACUCGAUGAUCUUUAAGGUCUCUUCCAACCCAAACCAUUCUAUGAUUUUAUGAAUUUUAUACAAUAGGCAGGGUUGGAAGGGUCCUUAAAGAUCAUCUUUUUCCAACCCACCCUGCUUUCUUGGGAGCUCAGUCUGAAGUGACACAUCCCUCCUGGCAGGUGCGGAGGAAGCAGCCUUUCGCCGGGUGGACAUCACAGCUGAGCUCCCUCCCACUGACCGAGCCUGGCUCUCGAGCACUGGAACUGCGCCCUCCCUGCGCACUCUGACCUCGCUAACUGCCUUCGCCAACUGCUGCGAACGCGCUCCCGGUUGCGUCGCUCCCAAAAGACCGUUUAAAUCUCCCUCCCGCGGCCGCUUCCGGGACCGCCCCCCCGCGCCACCCGUCACGCACGAGCCUGGGCUGCUGCAGUCCGGAUCCUCCCGCCGGGCUCCCUCCGGGCUUCCUGGGCUUCUCCCGCUCUGCCAACCGCCCCUCGGCCUCGAUGUAGUGCCCGGCUGCAGCACUUACCGUGUCUGCCGCCCAACCGUCUCGAUUAAUUAAAAUGGCUGUCCUUAAGAGGACUUGUGUUAGUGUGCUAAUGGAGGCCGGAGCUGUUGCUUUAGGAAGUAAUAAGCAUGACUUAAGUCCUCAGACACAUUUGAAACAGACUGAAGUUUGCAGAGAAGAAGGUGCUGGGUGCUACCAGCAAAUGGUGGCAACUGGUCUAAAGUCAAGACUUUACCCUUACCAGCUGAGCACGGAGCAAGAGGUGCUUAAAUAGAUCCUGGACCCACAGUAGCAUGCAAUGGUCUGUUUGAUCUAUGAGUACAACUUGUGAUUCUUGGUAACAUGGCAACUCAUCUCUUUCAUGUUGGUUUCCUGGAGCACCUUGCUUUCAUCCGGUGGCAGUGCUUCCCCAGGGCCUCGUGAUUUAAAAGGCUACACUUGAUGGCAAAGCUACCAAACCUGACCACAUACCUGCUAGGGGUGGAAGAGUACUGCUGGUUCUCCUUCAGCCUGAUGUGGAGCUGGAAAGAGAAAGGAGAGAAAGUGAAGACUGCUUCUUGUCACCAGCUUGGGUCCCCAGCUGCCCGAGCUCUAUGGAAACCACUUGCCUUUGGCCACCGGAGGGAGGUGUUUCACCAAGAAAAGUCAGCCCGGGCGCUGCAGUACAGGCAGCACCGGCUGGUCCCUGAGGGGUGGGAUGAUGACGCUGAUCACUUCCUUCUGGUCCUACUUAUUCCUGACAGCGGGGCAGCUUAAAUAACUUGUAACUACGAUUGUAUUCUCCUUGUAGACUAUUUAUGCUGCAUGCUUGGCAUUUUUAGGGAUAAUUUUCCCUUCAAUUUCUUGGAGCAGCACACAGUCGGGUAUUUUGCUGCAUGUCUUCCACUACUGUAUGUGGGUUAUUCUUGCUUGUUGGGUUUCUGUCCUAAUUACCUCUGGAAGUUGAAUAUAGCAUGAGGAGCUUCUCCUGCAACUUCUUUCCUUGUCCCCAUCUUUUUCCCGUUUCACUCUAUCCUCAGUUCCUUUAUGUGGUCAACCCCGAGGAGAUGGAGAAGGCACUUGAUGUCUAUAAACCUGAUCUAAUAAAAAAGGAUUCUGGGAAGAAAGUCCUCAGACCUUCAAAGAGCAAGGAACCUGCUGAUGCUUCUUGGGCCAGGCUCUCAGCUCAUCUCCAGAGCUAAAGGUUUGCUAUUGGAACUAGAAAUCAGGAUAGUGCUCAGACUUCUUGGGAGCUGCAAUGUUUCUCUAUCAAAACCCCCGGUGCCAACCUUUGCAGUAGCUCAGCACAUGGAAGCAUUUUGUGCAUAACCAAUAAGUGCUAUAUAGCUGUCCCAGGCCAAGAAUUAACAUUGCAAGAGCAUAGUUGUGACGUCCCUGUGGCUUUAAGUAAGACCUCUAGUAAUAAACCAGUGACAUUCCUCAUUCUGUGUGAUCAUGAGGAACGCAAGAAGCAGCUAUAAUUCUUCCUAUGAGAUGUUUUUUCCCUUCUGGAAGGGGAAGAAUUGUAUUAGCUAGAGUGGGUGUGGGUAACCCUGGAUGCUGCAAUGCAUCUUGUUUUCUGUGAGGGUUUCUGCAUGGUACGUACUCAUUUGUAACAUGUGGCAGCUGUUUUUUUUCUCUGUAACUAUCCCAUGGGUGGUGAUGUGGCUGGUCCCUGCCGGCUUUGCUCAGGAAUUGAGGCUGAAUUCGGUAGACUUCAGAAUCAAUCUGAUUUCUGGCUGCUGAAGGACAGACUGCAAGCAGUGGUGAGUAGGACUCUGUUGAGGAAGGUGAGGAAGAGCAGCUACAGGGGCUCAUUGUGGAAAAGCCUGAGGACCUUGUGAGUCUCACAAAUGCAUUUUCACAGCCAGUUGCUGCCACACAAUGCCAUAAAUGGAGAACUUGCCCUCAAUUAUUUAUGGUCUGGCUCUAACCCAUUAGCCGCUGAGACUCUUGGCUCUAGCCUUGGCCUUUUAUUACAAAGAAUAAACCUCAGUUAGCAGCCAGGAUUUCUGAAUGAUGUCUUAAGCCAGGUUGACGCUAAAAACUUGUCUGUGGAAAAUCUACUAACAUGGAAGUCUUCAAAUGCUUGUAAACUGGUGAAAGGUCCCUAGCAAACCUAUGCCAUUACUGAAUGAAAGCUAUUAGGAAAAUGUUGCUAGUGAAGCUGCUAUGUAUGCUUUAGUCAUUUUAAACAGUUUCUAGAAGGCAUGUACAAUUUCUUGCCUUGGGGCAAGACUUUUCUACCAAACAUGGGAAAUUACCUCUGAAGCAGAUUGUGUAACCCUAGCUAUACAUUUGUACUUCUCAUAGGUGUAAAUUUUCUGGCUUCUUCCUUCUAAGCUCCUAAUAAUAAAAUUGUCUGGGGUG
Cuculus canorus (common cuckoo) is the source of this 6671-nucleotide messenger RNA. RefSeq names its product CD82 molecule (gene CD82). NCBI's taxonomy places the organism in Eukaryota, Metazoa, Chordata, Aves, Cuculiformes, Cuculidae. The transcript is spliced from 9 exons. The coding region runs from base 155 to 952 and encodes 265 amino acids. The record is from RefSeq and is a predicted model, not a curated record. Gene Ontology annotation, cellular component: membrane.